UUGCUGCCUCUCCAGUUUUGUUACGACCGCGAUUUUGUGUAGCAGCGUUGCGCGGACGUUUCGUGUUUCGUCAAAUUUUUGGAUUUUGUGCGCACCGAGACGCGUUCGUGGUGUUUCUUAGUUAUCUUAUAAAUGCAAAGUUGCAAUAAUUCUGUGAAGUUUUGUUGUGAAAACGAAUCUGUAGAUACUAAACAUAAGAAAGCAGUGCAAAUUCACUAAAAAAAUUAUAUAUUUUUUGAUAUUUUGAAGAAAAUUUCCAAUUUUAAUUAUGCGUUAAUACGAAUUUGCAAGCGCAUUGUGUUUGUGUUGUCCCGAUAUAGAUAUAUACAUAGUUGCAUACAAUUGUGAAUUCUUGGCAAUUAUUUUACAAAGUGCACGCGUCUACACACACACAUACAUACAUAAUAUAUUUAUAUAUUAAUAUUAAUUUCGUCGUGUAAAUGAAAUGUGUGAACGUCAUGUGUUUGUUGCAUUUUCGUACGCCUUACGCGGCGGCGGUGAAUUGUUGUAAGCGGCACAGCUUUUAUAAAUAAAGCUGAAAAUAAUAAUAAUACACACAUACAAGCUUAGAAAUUUUUGUGCAUAUGUGCCCAAUACAAUUAGCAUUUAGAAGCGCAAGCGAAGUUCUUUAAACUCGUUGAGUUUGUGAAAUUGUGUUUAUUUGUGUAAAAGUGCAACAUUGGCCUUUGCAGUCAGCAAAUGCCAUAUGCAUAAAUAAUUCAUAUUAAAAACGUUUACUAAAACAACAAUAACAACAAACAGCACCAGCAACAACAGCCUUGCCAAACGCUUGCAUUUUAAGGAUUACAAGUCGCCGCAACGUUAAUGCAACAUAAAUGAUUAUUUUAACAACUUGUGUGAUUUCGGUCGAUUUGCUUGGCUUCCUGUCACCGCCGUUGCUGCGUUGCUAGCGCGAGUUUUAAGUGCAAAAAAGUGUACGUCUCAGCAUCGAAAUCACAACAAAAAAGCGAAAAAAAAUACACAAAACCUUUAAACCUACAACGGAAAAAAGUGAAAAUCGAAAACUGGCUUUGAGGCUGACGGACGACGUCGUACCCUCAUCAUCAUAAAUUACCCAAAGUAUAUUUAUAAAAGUGUAAAAUAGUUGAAUAUAGUACACAAGUGUUAGUUGUGAUUGUGUUUGUGCGCGUAACUAUGUGCGAGUUGUUUGUGUGCAAUAGUGAAAAUGUCUGAGCAACGGACGGGAAUAAAAUGAAACCAAUCGCCAGAACUUAUCGCGUUGGGUACACUAAUGGCUGCGAGUUUGCGCAUUCCACAGCGAAUAGAAAUCGAGCAGCAGCAGCAACAGCAACAGCAACAACAAAGCGAGCAACACAUAAAGCAGCGACUAAGUGUUUACAACAAAAGGCAGAAACGUGAGCGCAUUCCAGAAGGUGCAAACAACAAGCAGCAGCGCACUGCAAAUAGCGCAGCGUCACACGGGCGAAGAGCAGUCAGCAUUCCACAUAUAUUACAACAAAUACAACGACAACAACAACAACAACAGCAAUUGCAAAAGCAACAUAAUAAACAACAGUUGAGAAGUGUAAAGGACCGCCAUUUGGCAGUCUUCAACGACGCAGCCACAUUAUGAUGUGCUGCAGCAACGCGAAAUAUUUGCCUGCAGACGUUGCGCACUUCGCUGAACGGCGCGGCGGACAAGCCGUCGAACUGGUCACAGUCACAGACGCAAAUUCGAACGCAAAGGCGCGCACUUACAGCAUGACAAAUCAGCCAAAUUGUAACGAUAUCUUCAUUUCUGCGAUUGCCACAAAUAUCAGCAGCCCAACCAUACACAGCAGGCGCACUGGCGUUAGUCUCCCUUUUGCCACAACAGCAACACGUGCAACAAAGCGCACCGCCAAGCCGACGAGCGCAUUAAGGCCAGCUCCCUUUCCGGCCGGCACUGUUGCUGUUACUGUAGAAGUCAAUGCAUCUAAGAAAUGUCAAAAAAUACAAGAAGACUGCAA
This is a messenger RNA of Bactrocera oleae (olive fruit fly), 1970 nucleotides long. NCBI's taxonomy places the organism in Eukaryota, Metazoa, Arthropoda, Insecta, Diptera, Tephritidae. The record is from RefSeq and is a predicted model, not a curated record.